UUCUGAGCGGUUGGAAAGCGGAGGAGGAGGGACGGCUUUUCCCGACUCGAUCCCUUGCCUAUGGACGACGGCGGUCCCCUCUCUCCAAAGGCAAAUGCUUUCAGUAUUGCCUCUCUGAUUUCGGCUGCAGAGCAAGCAGGAAACGCAGCGUUUGACAAACACAGCGCCGGCCUGGAUAAGCCAGACCUGCACAACCACUGUUCCUUUAAAAUGCACUACAGCACUGUCACCCGGGAAAUGGAAGCCUUCACGACGAGCAGCCUGAGCAGCCUCAACACGGCGGGGGGCUACCACCUUUCUCCGUCCCCCGGGGACCCGUACAGUCAACAUGAGUCCCACUUUGAGCCCUGUCCGGCCGCCCAGCACAACUACAACUACCCGGGGUCCAACCCUGGCCAGGCCCCGCCGAGCGACAACGGGACUCCGAACUGCUCCUCUUCUUCCUCCAAUUCCACACCGAACAGCAAAAGCAUCGUAAAGAAGAAUCCCAAAGUGGCCAACAUUAACGUCCAGCUGGAGAUGAAAGCUUUAUGGGACGAAUUUAAUCAGCUGGGUACGGAGAUGAUCGUCACCAAGGCUGGCAGGAGAAUGUUUCCAACUUUCCAAGUGAAAAUAUUUGGGAUGGAUCCCAUGGCAGACUACAUGCUCCUGAUGGACUUCCUGCCUGUGGACGACAAACGUUACAGGUAUGCGUUCCACAGCUCAUCGUGGCUGGUGGCCGGUAAAGCUGAUCCCGCUACACCGGGAAGGGUCCACUACCACCCGGAUUCUCCGGCCAAAGGAGCGCAGUGGAUGAAGCAGAUCGUCUCUUUUGAUAAACUCAAACUCACCAACAACCUCCUGGAUGACAACGGCCACAUCAUUCUGAACUCCAUGCACCGCUACCAGCCCAGGUUCCAUGUGGUUUAUGUGGACCCCCGCAAGGACAGCGAGAAGUACGCGGAGGAGAAUUAUAAAACCUUUGUGUUUGAAGAAACUCGCUUCACUGCAGUCACAGCCUACCAGAACCACCGGAUCACGCAGCUGAAGAUAGCCAGCAAUCCAUUUGCAAAGGGCUUCAGGGACUGUGACCCAGAGGACUGGCCCAGGAAUCACAGGCCAGGCUCUCUGCCAAUAAUGAGUGCCUUUGCCAGAACAAGAAACCCAAUGUCAUCUCCCCCUCAGCAGAACGGCACAGAGAAAGAAGACAGUAGACGGGAAUACGAGCGAGAUCCCAGCGGCACGCCUAUACACGCUGACCCAGCUCACCAGCUGAUGUCCCGGGUCCUCAGCCCCGCCCUGCCCGUCCCAGGAGGCCUCCACGCUGUCCCGCUCACCAGUGGCCGACCCAGUCCUCCGCACGACCUUCGGUCGGACCCCCACAGUCUACCACCAGACACCCUGCACCACCACCCCUACAAGUACCCCACCACCUAUGAACACUACCUGGGAGCCAAAACCAGGCCUUCGCCCUACCCUUUACCCAGCAUCAGAGGACACACGUACCACCACCACAUGAACCCAGCCACAGCUAACAUGUACUCAGCCACCAGUGGCCCCUCUAACUAUGACUACGGGCCAAGAUAAUGACUGCUAAGCAGCGAACAGCAUUGUGGGAAUGGAAACAGACAGGAAAAGCAACACAGUCCUGUCUAUUGACGGCUUA
Molecule: messenger RNA, 1645 nt
Organism: Scomber scombrus (Atlantic mackerel)
Lineage: Eukaryota; Metazoa; Chordata; Actinopteri; Scombriformes; Scombridae
Gene: tbx1
Product: T-box transcription factor 1
Exons: 8
Coding region: 61-1566 (501 amino acids)
Biological process (GO): positive regulation of DNA-templated transcription; regulation of transcription by RNA polymerase II; cell fate specification
Cellular component (GO): nucleus
Molecular function (GO): DNA-binding transcription factor activity, RNA polymerase II-specific; RNA polymerase II cis-regulatory region sequence-specific DNA binding
Source: RefSeq, a predicted model, not a curated record